AUGACUGUAUUGUUAAGCGCCGACAAUUACCUAGCGUUCUGCUUUCCUAUCAUUUAUCAUACUUCACUCGGUUACAAUAUUAAAACGGCAAAACUUUUAACCAUUUUGGUCAUCGUCACUAAUAUACUCAUGCUAGUGCCUUUAUCAUGUUGGUACUUCGUCAACAAAAUAAAUUUAUCACAAAUCUUAUCUUCAGCUAACUCAACUGUUAUUCAUUUUCAGUACGAUAAUAACGCCACGGAAGGUAUGGUUCAAUAUGUUGAUAAUUUUAAUCUUCGCGACAAGGAUAAGUGGAUAUUUGAAAUGGUCCAAAACCCCAAUAACGGUAACUCACCCGCUUUCUUACUUUAUAGCAUCCUACGUGAAUUUUUUCUGACAUUCAUGCCCAUAAUUAUUUUGCUACACUUUUAUGUAUCGAUAAGCUUGGCGUUGAAAAGACAAAAAAAUAAUAGGAGGUUUGGUUUCCAAAAUACAUCGAAAUUUAACAUGCCUUCAUCUAUAACGAGACUCACUUGGACUGUGCUUAUUCUCCUAAUUAAUUUUCUCUUACUAUCCAUUCCCGUUGCUGUUAUCAAUAUGAUCUACUAUCGUUAUCAAUGUUAUCUAGAAAAAUGCUCCUUUCGAAAUUUAAUAGCACUCGUAAAUUACCUGGAGGUCAUCAAAAUUUGUAUCAAUUUUUACAUAUAUUUCUUCACGAAUAUCAAAUUUAGACAUGCCUUUUAUGAAUCCCUAUCUUGGUCAGGAAGAUCAAAAAUUUACCCUACCAACUAA
Molecule: messenger RNA, 771 nt
Organism: Gordionus sp. m RMFG-2023
Lineage: Eukaryota; Metazoa; Nematomorpha; Gordioida; Chordodea; Parachordodidae
Product: probable G-protein coupled receptor AH9.1
Exons: 1
Coding region: 1-771 (256 amino acids)
Cellular component (GO): membrane
Source: RefSeq, a predicted model, not a curated record